AUGAGAGACUCGAGCCCCGGAGAGGAGGAGGAGGAGGCAGCGGCGGCGGCGGCAGCGAAGAAGAAGGAGGAGGAGGUGGUGGUGGAGGUGGUGUUGGAGGAGGAGGAGGUGGUGUUGUCAGUGUUGGAGGCUCCAACGCCGCGAUGUCGUCUCGUGCCAAGGCGCAGGAGACGGUGCGAGUCGUGGUCCGCUGCCGACCGCUGAGCCGCCGGGAGGAAUCGGCGGGUUGCUGCGGCGCCGUCGACCUGGACGUGAAGCUGGGCCAGGUGACCGUGAGGAACCCGCGCGCCGGACCAUCGGAACUGCCCAAGAGCUUCACCUUCGACGCCGUCUACGACUGGAACUCGAAGCAGGCAGACCUCUACGACGAAACCUUCCGCCCGCUGGUGGAGUCGGUGCUGCUUGGUUUCAACGGCACCAUCUUCGCCUACGGACAGACGGGCACGGGCAAGACCUACACCAUGGAAGGUCCCGGCAGGGCCUGCGGUGACCCGGAGCGCCGCGGCGUCAUCCCCAGCUCGUUCGAGCAGAUCUUCACGCACAUCUCGCGCUCGCAGAACCAGCAGUACCUGGUGCGCGCCUCCUACCUGGAGAUCUAUCGGGAGGAGAUCCGGGACCUCCUGUGCAAGGAUCAGAGCCAGCGGCUGGAGCUCAAGGAGCGGCCCGACGUCGGCGUCUACGUGAAGGAGCUGUCGUCCUUCGUGACCAAGAGCGUCAAGGAGAUCGAGCACGUCAUGAACGUGGGAGGUCAGAAUCGCGCUGUGGGCGCCACCAACAUGAACGAGCGGAGUUCGCGCUCGCACGCCAUCUUCGUGGUCACGGUGGAGAGCAGCGAGCGCGGCGUGGACGGGCAGGCGCGCAUCCGAGCCGGGAAGCUCAACCUCGUGGACCUGGCAGGCAGCGAGCGGCAGGCCAAGACGGGGGCGCAGGGCGAACGACUCAAGGAGGCCACCAAGAUCAACCUGUCACUGUCGGCGCUCGGCAACGUCAUCUCGGCCCUGGUGGACGGCCGAAGUAGCCACGUCCCGUACCGCGACUCGAAGCUCACUCGGCUCCUGCAGGACUCACUGGGAGGGAACGCCAAGACCAUCAUGGUGGCCACGGUGGGUCCCGCCGACUGCAACUACGACGAGUCCCUGACGACGCUGCGCUACGCCAGUCGUGCCAAGAACAUCAAGAACAAGCCGCGCAUCAACGAGGACCCAAAAGACGCGUUGCUGCGCGAGUUCCAGGAGGAGAUCUCCAGGCUGAGGGCGCAACUGGAGAAGCGCAGCCUCUGCAGGGAGCGGCGCAGGAGUCGGACGAGCAGGAGGAAGUCUCGCGCGGGCGGUGACGGCGAGAACGACAAAGAUGACGAUGGUGACGACGACGGCGACGUUGACGAUGAUGAAGUGGACGAUGACGGUUUCGCCAUGGACUCGGCGGGCGGAGAGAAGCGGGAUGAGGCGGAGGUGCGCAGCUGCGGCAAGAAGCAGGAGAAGCGAGAAGGAGCCGAAGAGGAGGAGGAGGAGCUCAUGGCCGAGAAGGACAAGGUGGUGUGGGAUCUGUCCAAGGAGCAGGACGCCAAGGACGCGCUCAUGUCCAAGAUCAAGGCCAUGGAGAGUAAGUUGCUCGUGGGAGGCAAGAACAUCAUGGACCACACCAACGAGCAGCAGAAGAUGCUGGAGCAGCGGAGACAGGAGAUCGCAGAGCAGAAAUGGCGCGAGCGGGAGAUGCAGCAGCAGGUGGAGCGUCGCGACGAGGAGACACUGGAGCUGAGGGACACGUUCACCUCGCUGCGCCAGGAGGUCGAGCUCAAGACCAAGAAACUCAAAAAGCUGUUUGCGAAGCUGCAGUCGGUGAAGGCGGAGACGCAGGACGUGCAGGACGAGCACGUGAAGGAGCGGCAGGAGCUGGAGCAGACGCAGAACGAGCUCACGCGCGAGCUCAAGCUCAAGUACCUGACCAUGGAGAACUUCAUUCCUCCGGAGGUCAGGAGCAGGUUGAUGGAGCGAGCGUUCUUCGACGAGGAGGAGGAGCAGUGGAGGCUGCAGCCGAUCGUUCGCAACCCCGGAGCCCAGCAGCUGAAGAGGCCGGUGUCGGCCGUGGGGUACAAGCGGCCCGUGAGCCAGACGGCCUGUGCCACCGUGCGCUGCUGGGACAACCCGCGCUUCCGGGCGGAGAACGUGAUGUUCGUCGAGCUGGAGCUGCCGUCGCGUACGACACGGGAUCACGUCGCGCCCCGCGGACGUCGCUCCGUCCCCUGCGCGCGAGAUUCUCCGGGGCAAGGGGCCUCUCAGCAGCAGCAGCAGCAGCCCCAUGCCGCUUCUAGGGGCGGCAGCAGCAGCAGCAGCAGCAACGGCAGCAGCAGCAGCGGCGCAGCCGGAGCGUCUGAGAGCUCCGAGUGGGAGAUGAGGAGAAGCAAAUCCAGGACCAAGCACAGCCGAAGACCCGUGUCUGCGAUGUCCUUGCUGCCGAUUCCGAUCUCCGCUCUCGGCGUGCGCUCUCGCCACUCGCAAAUCUACCCUUCGUCGGCUUCCGCCAUCGCCUACCCACAGUCCUCCUCUGCUUCUCAAAGCUACCCGCAGCCCUCCGCCGUCCUUCAGGGCUACCCACAGUUCUCCGCUUUGCAGGGGUACCCGCAAUCCUCUGCUACUGCGGCCUACUCUCAAUCUCCGGCCUCCCAGGGCUUCUCAUCGCAGUUGCUCCCGCACGCACACGUCCCCACGUAGUGGCGGCGGCGGUGGACUCGGGACGGGCGGCUGCGUCGGGAAGCUUGGCCGACCCGGUGGCGCUUGCGCGGAUGCUUAGGGGCCUCUGUGACGUUCGUCAAGAGUCAAAUUUGCCCGCUCGGCAGCCAACCGUUGAACGUGCGUGCGUGUGUGUGGGUGCCACCGAGAGUUCGUGCGGGUACGGGUCCCGACGGGCAGGUCGGGGUGGCACGCGCGCCGCACAAAAAAAAACCCGCGGCCUCGCUUGGCACGCACAGGGUAGCUGAUACGCCGGGGAGCCGUACGCAGGACGCUCGCUCGCGCGUCCGGCUUCUGCGGAGGCGGCUGCGUCGUUGUCUGCUGCCGUCGUGAUUCCUCGAAGGCCGCCGUGGGUCGUUCACGGUCGCGCGCGUUCCCGCGACACAACGACAACGGAGGGGCUUGGCUGCGUUAUCGCUCAGGCCGGCAAACUCGGCCCGGUGAUAUUACGCCGCCAAGCUGUUUUCCUUUGGGGCCCCCUUUCUUUUCUUUUCUUAUCUCGUGUUUUAAGAUGCAGCGGCAAUAGCUGCCGACUGCACAGACGGUGCAACUGGGCCAGGGAUGACCGCGUGUAGCCUUGCCACCUGCUCCCGGGAUCGUCUUCUUUUUGAAGUGGCCUGUUCUGGGAAAUCCGUGCAUUUUCCCAGGAUGUUUAAGCGUCCUGGAUUUUGUCAGUUGCGUAAUUAAAAAGAAUAAUACAAUAAGUAAUACAGUACACGUAAUAAUGCACCGCGUAAAACGAUGCGUUCGCACGUAGAUCUCCCCUCUGCCAGUGUUGUGAAGUGUUUUUCUGCUUCCUCUCAUUGACAUGCUCCGGUCUUUUUUUAUUGUACCUCCAGAAGUGGCAACCGUAGCUACGGGCCAGAGGGGCCCAGGCACAGGGCC
Molecule: messenger RNA, 3614 nt
Organism: Lethenteron reissneri (Far Eastern brook lamprey)
Lineage: Eukaryota; Metazoa; Chordata; Hyperoartia; Petromyzontiformes; Petromyzontidae
Product: kinesin-like protein KIF3B
Biological process (GO): microtubule-based movement; mitotic cell cycle
Cellular component (GO): microtubule
Molecular function (GO): microtubule binding; microtubule motor activity; ATP binding
Source: RefSeq, a predicted model, not a curated record